Molecule: messenger RNA, 775 nt
Organism: Priapulus caudatus
Lineage: Eukaryota; Metazoa; Priapulida; Priapulimorpha; Priapulimorphida; Priapulidae
Product: SH3 and PX domain-containing protein 2A-like
Exons: 6
Biological process (GO): superoxide anion generation
Molecular function (GO): superoxide-generating NADPH oxidase activator activity; phosphatidylinositol binding
Source: RefSeq, a predicted model, not a curated record
CGGGCCUGUUUCCAAGAUGGCGGCGCCCAUACGAACAAUCACAAUCGAAAUAUUUGAAGAAAUCAUGUAAAUUUUUACAGUUACGUGACAUGAAGGCCGUUGUGUUCCAGAAAGUUGGUGACAGAAGAAGAGCAAUGCCACAGAAGCCGGUUCCAGUCUCUGCAGAUAUUGUGGACUUUGAGAAGAGACGAGACGCAGGGAAAUACUAUGUCUAUCACGUUGAGGUGACACUAUCCAAUGGCCGAUCCUACAUUGUCUUCCGCCGCUACAGUCAGUUUGAGGCGCUGCAUCUACAGCUGCAGGACAACCAUCCUGUCGAAGCUGGACUCUUCGAGGAACGCUACAAGGUCCUUCCGGAUCUUCCCGGGAACAUGUACGCAGGACAGAGUGCAGUGAGGGAUGUAGCAAUGCGUCGGGUGCCAGAGCUGAAUAACUAUUUGAAGCGCUUGCUGAAUCUAGAUCCACGCAUAAGUCAUGACGUGAAGGUGCAACAGUUCCUGUCGCUGCAGAAAGGCGAUGUUGAUUCACCGGUGCACAUCUACGAAAACAGAUUACAUCACCUGAUAACCGAGGCUGUCGACGCUAGGCAACUUCUGGAGCAGACAGCGAAGGAAGCUGAGGAAUGGAUAGAGAGCGCUGACAGCGUCCGCGACGACAUGAGCCAUGAUGGCGUCUGCUGCCUGUACGACGCCGACCCGGUCGUCAUAGCAACCCUGCUGCCGCCGCAGUCGCGCAUGCCCAGGAGCGUCAUCUGCUACUUCCAGGGUCUAGUCAG